CCCUCGUCUCAGCAGCUGCGAGCCCUGGACUCCACCCGCGGGCACCUAUAAAUUUUUCACAUCCGUGCUCUCUUUUGAAAAUUUUUCCUUUUUCCCUUUUUUCAAGCAGGAGAAAUCCUACUUCAAAGUACUCCAAGACCUGACUCGAUACCCGUCGCCGCAGUGUCAGAACUCUCAGCUAUUGAUCGGUUCCGACCAAUGUCUUUUGCUGCAGCUGCUGCUACGGAUGCGCAGAGCUCGGCGCUGACGGGCUCGGCUUCUCGGAAGGAGUGCACCGAGGAGCAAUGGGAGCAGAAGGUUGAAGAUGUGGUGGUUGCCAAAGCACGACUGGAUGCUUUGGUCAUGAACUACCUGAUCAUCGAAGGCUACCAAUCUGCUGCAUCCAAGUUUGCGCAGGAAGCAAACCUGUCUUCUUCCGUUGCUUUGGACUCUAUCGAUGAGCGGAUCAAGAUCCGGGCGGCUAUCCACGCGGGCCGGAUUCAAGAAGCGAUCGAGCGGAUUAAUGAUCUGAACCCAGAGCUCUUGGACACGAAUCCCGAGCUACAUUUCGCAUUACUGCGACUACAGCUUAUCGAGCUGAUUCGCCAAUCCGCGUCCACACCCGACGGCGACAUCACUGCUGUGCUCAACUUCGCCACGACCCACCUCGCCAGCCGUGCGCAGCGCAACCCCGAGUUCUUAGCUGAUCUCGAGCAAACCAUGGCGCUGAUCUGCUUCAGCCCCGACAACCUAGUCCCCCAGCUCGCCGAGCUGAUGGAUCCCGAGCUGCGCAGACAGGUCUCGAUUAAAGUCAACGAGGCGAUCCUGGCUGCGCAGGGCGUCAUGCAGGAAGCCAAGAUUCGCGGACUGGUGCGCGUCUGGGGGUGGGCGGAGAACGCGGUGCGACAGGAGAAAGGCGAGGUGUUGUCGCUUGACUUGAAAAAUCUUGCGUGAUGCAUGAUGCAUGAAUAUCGGAUUUUGGAGUUUGCGUUCUACCUUUGUGCAUGUUUUUUAUUUAUUUAUUUGCGGUCUUUGUUUGGAUAUGGAUGGCUUGGGCGAAUAGGGAAUCAUGUGUAUCAGUAGUUUUAUAGGCGCCUGGAAAUGAGAAAUCGGUUGAGUAUUACCAUUAGUUGAU
Molecule: messenger RNA, 1114 nt
Organism: Myxozyma melibiosi
Lineage: Eukaryota; Fungi; Ascomycota; Lipomycetes; Lipomycetales; Lipomycetaceae
Product: CTLH/CRA C-terminal to lish motif domain-containing protein
Exons: 4
Coding region: 199-933 (244 amino acids)
Biological process (GO): proteasome-mediated ubiquitin-dependent protein catabolic process
Cellular component (GO): cytoplasm; nucleus
Molecular function (GO): protein binding
Source: RefSeq, a predicted model, not a curated record